This is a messenger RNA of Peromyscus eremicus (cactus mouse), 3197 nucleotides long. It is a transcript of the gene Exoc7, whose product is annotated as exocyst complex component 7. Gene Ontology annotation, cellular component: exocyst. Gene Ontology annotation, biological process: exocytosis. Gene Ontology annotation, molecular function: phosphatidylinositol-4,5-bisphosphate binding. The coding region runs from base 53 to 2215 and encodes 720 amino acids. The record is from RefSeq and is a predicted model, not a curated record. The transcript has 21 exons. Lineage: Eukaryota; Metazoa; Chordata; Mammalia; Rodentia; Cricetidae.
GCGGGCCUCUGAGCGAAGUCAGCGGGCAGUGGGAGCCUCGCUGUCCGCUGCGAUGAUUCCCCCGCAGGAGGCUUCCGCCCGGCGGCGGGAAAUCGAGGACAAACUGAAGAAGGAGGAGGAGACGCUGUCCUUCAUCCGAGACAGCCUGGAGAAGAGCGACCAGCUCACUAAGAACAUGGUGUCUAUCCUGUCAUCCUUUGAGAGCCGUCUCAUGAAGCUGGAGAACUCCAUCAUCCCUGUACACAAGCAGACGGAAAAUCUGCAGAGGCUGCAGGAGAAUGUCGAAAAGACGUUAUCCUGUCUGGACCAUGUCAUCAGCUAUUACCAUGUGGCCAGUGACACUGAGAAGGUCAUCAGAGAAGGCCCCACAGGUAGGCUGGAAGAAUACCUGGGAAGCAUGGCCAAAAUCCAGAAGGCUGUGGAAUAUUUUCAGGACAAUAGCCCAGACAGUCCAGAGCUCAACAAAGUGAAGCUACUGUUUGAGAGAGGGAAGGAGUCGCUGGAGUCUGAGUUCCGCAGUCUGAUGACCCGGCACAGCAAGGUCGUCUCCCCUGUGCUCAUCCUGGACCUGAUCAGUGGGGAUGAUGAACUGGAGGUCCAGGAAGAAGGGACCCUGGAGCACCUGCCUGAAAGUGUACUCCAGGAUGUGGUCCGCAUCUCCCGCUGGCUGGUGGAGUACGGCCGGAACCAAGACUUCAUGAAUGUCUACUACCAGAUUCGCUCCAGCCAGCUGGACCGCUCCAUCAAAGGCCUAAAGGAGCAUUUUCGCAAAAGCAGUUCUUCCUCUGGGGUUCCCUACUCCCCUGCCAUCCCCAACAAGAGGAAAGACACACCUACCAAGAAGCCCGUCAAGCGGCCAGGGACGAUCCGUAAGGCUCAGAACCUUCUGAAACAGUAUUCCCAGCAUGGUCUAGAUGGGAAAAAGGGGGGCUCUAACCUCAUUCCUCUGGAAGGUCACGAGCAUGAUUUCCGAGUUAAGCACCUGUCCGAGGCCCGGAACGACAAGCACGGGCCACUGGCCGGGAGAGAUGACAUGCUGGAUGUGGAGACGGAUGCCUACAUCCACUGUGUCAGCGCCUUUGUCAAGCUGGCCCAGAGUGAAUACCAGCUACUGAUGGACAUCAUCCCCGAGCACCAUCAGAAGAGAACCUUCGACUCCUUGAUUCAGGAUGCACUGGAUGGGCUGAUGCUUGAAGGGGAGAACAUCGUGUCUGCUGCCAGGAAAGCCAUCAUCCGCCAUGACUUCUCCACAGUGCUCACAGUCUUCCCCAUCCUGAGGCACCUCAAGCAGACCAAGCCUGAGUUUGACCAGGUGCUCCAGGGCACAGCUGCCAGCACCAAGAACAAGCUGCCUGGCCUCAUCACCUCCAUGGAGACCAUUGGAGCCAAAGCACUUGAAGACUUCGCUGACAACAUUAAGAAUGACCCAGACAAAGAAUACAACAUGCCCAAGGAUGGCACCGUUCAUGAGCUCACAAGCAACGCCAUCCUUUUCCUACAGCAGCUUCUGGACUUCCAGGAAACAGCGGGUGCCAUGCUGGCCUCCCAAGUUCUUGGGGACACAUACAAUAUUCCUUUAGACCCCCGAGAAACCAGCUCUUCGGCCACCAGCUACAGCUCCGAGUUCAGCAAGCGCCUGCUGAGCACCUAUAUCUGCAAAGUCUUGGGUAACCUGCAACUGAACUUACUGAGCAAGUCCAAGGUGUAUGAGGAUCCAGCAUUAAGCGCUAUCUUCCUACAUAACAAUUACAACUACAUCCUCAAGUCCCUGGAGAAGUCUGAGCUGAUCCAGCUGGUGGCUGUGACCCAGAAGACUGCUGAGCGUUCCUACCGGGAGCACAUCGAGCAGCAGAUCCAGACCUAUCAGCGGAGCUGGUUAAAGGUGACCGAUUAUAUCGCAGAGAAGAAUCUACCAGUGUUCCAGCCUGGAGUCAAGCUCCGGGACAAGGAGCGGCAGAUGAUUAAGGAACGUUUCAAGGGAUUCAAUGAUGGUCUUGAAGAGCUGUGCAAGAUUCAGAAGGCCUGGGCCAUUCCAGACACAGAGCAGAGGGACAAGAUUCGACAGGCUCAGAAAAACAUUGUCAAGGAGACCUAUGGGGCCUUUCUGCACAGGUAUGGCAGCGUGCCCUUCACCAAGAACCCUGAGAAGUACAUCAAGUACCGUGUGGAACAGGUGGGCGACAUGAUCGAUCGCCUUUUCGACACCUCUGCCUAACCCUGCCAUGUUCUGCCUGGUUCCACCACACUCACACGUUGUUGGACUGGUAAACCAGCGUUAACAUACCUCCAGGCCAGGUGAGUCUGAAGUCCUUUGCAACAGAGACCUUUGUGCCCCACCCAGGAGCCCUGACCUGGUGUUGGCAUCUCCCCUGCGGCCCCCAUCUCCUGUCAAACCAGCACUCACCCAGAAUGUGGCCCCUUUCACACUUGGGUUUCACAAGGAAGCGUACCCAGCAGGGGCCACAUGAUGGCUUCUGAGGCAGAAGACAAGGAUGACAGAGACUGGUGCCCCCAGCUGCCAUGUGGAUACCAAGAAUGGGACGGCAGACUCCACCCUGGCCUACUUCCAUCCUCUUCAGCCCACAGAUGUGAGCAGGCUCAAAACAGGCCAAACGGCAGCCAGCAGACCUAGGGGAAAGGCUGUCAGUGUCGACCUACUCUCUUGGAUUUAGUUCAUUGUCCACAGUUCUGUGCUCUGGGAUGUCCCACCACCUGGGAUUCCCUGGUGACAAGAGGCAGGAGAGCUCUGUCUCUGGUCUCUUUGGAUCUGGCACACUGCAAGAAGUGUUUGGAGGAGUUCUGACCCACCCUGUGGGGCCAGCCGCUCAGUCAUCUGUUCCCUGGUCCCCAGCUUCAGUACUCAUGGCCCAGGCCAUGCAGCAGUGGUUGCAGGGGCUUUAGGCUGAAUGCAUGGGGGACAGGGAACUAGUGGACAGAGGCGAGCAAUUCAGGAGCAGCGUGGGAGAUCAGGAGGGUAAAGUUGGGCUGUACUACUUAGGAUGGUAGUGAACAGCCAUGGUCAAGAAGGGCAGGCCUCAACGGUGCAUUUGAGUGAUGGCUUGUUUUGCUUUUAUACACAGAGAGGGGAGCUCAGGAUGCAUGAGCCUCCUGUUAGAGAAUGGAGCUGACGUUUCUCUAGAGACACUGUUCUAGCUCUCACCUGGCUAUAGGAACUAUGCUGCACCCUUAAAUCUGUA